Baudoinia panamericana UAMH 10762 is the source of this 456-nucleotide messenger RNA. RefSeq lists its product as uncharacterized. The record is from RefSeq and is a predicted model, not a curated record. The transcript is spliced from 2 exons. NCBI's taxonomy places the organism in Eukaryota, Fungi, Ascomycota, Dothideomycetes, Mycosphaerellales, Teratosphaeriaceae. The annotation marks the transcript as partial.
AUGGCUGCCAACGUCGGUCUGAGUACGCCACGAGGGUCGGGUACAAGUGGAUACGUGCAGCGAAACCUGUCUCAUCUAAAACCUCGCGACAACAUCCAACCAUACCCUAAGGACGUGGACAGCAUCAAGCACAGGCAGCGGCAACCUGACAAGGAGAUACUGGAGCAUGAUCGCAAACGGGAGAUCGAGGUCAAGGUUUUCGAGCUGAGGGAUAGGCUGGAACACCAAGGCGUUGAUGAAGAUGAGAUCGACGAGCAAUGCGACGCUCUGCGUAAGACACUCGAAAGCUCGAAAGCCACAAGAGGGCUGGACACGCGGAGCCUGAAAUCGCAUCAGGUGCAUGAACUGGCUAAAGCUAAGAUCGAAGAGGAUCAGAGACUCAGGAAAGCGCUGGGUAUUCGAGAUGAUUACGAAGAGGGCAGUCAUUGGGAAAAGCAGAAGGAGCGAAAGCUCGAA